This is a messenger RNA of Chaetomium fimeti, 3158 nucleotides long. RefSeq lists its product as uncharacterized. Lineage: Eukaryota; Fungi; Ascomycota; Sordariomycetes; Sordariales; Chaetomiaceae. The annotation marks the transcript as partial. The transcript has 2 exons. The record is from RefSeq and is a predicted model, not a curated record.
GCCCGCAAGCACACUCGUUAUGGCAACCAUGGAAACCGCGAACGCCCACUACCACAACGGGCACCAGCAGCCAGGCCCGCCGCUCCCUGCUUCACCGACCCUCACGAACCCCGACAUGAUCUUGCCAGACUACGACCGUAGCGACUCCCCCGACCCGGACCUCGGGAGCGCUGAGCGCGCCUCACUCAUGAUGUGGAAAAACACACAUAACACCACGUCACCUCCUGAUAUCCACCAGAUGUUCAUCGCGACGGGUUUGGCCGGGCCGCGCCCAUACGGUCCCUCGGGCCCCGUCACGCCCACAACGCCCAUCAUCUACGGGAACGGAACUAUGCUGUCAGAUAUUGGGGAGGUCACUGAAGUUGAGAGCACGGUGGGAAAACCCUCGCCGGCGCGGACAAAACUGGGCUUACGGAGAUCGGGGUCUCCCAAGCAUGGAGGUGGAAGCGGAGGCGAGCCAGCGCUGCAGUCCUCCCCGACAAUCCACGCGGCGACCGCGAUCAAGAAGAAGUCAAAACAGAGCUUGACCGCCAAGCACGAACGCCGGUCGAGCAUGGAGAGCACCAGCACCAUCACGAAUGGCGAUCACGCGGCCGCUUUCGCCGACUUCGACGAUUCUGUCAGUGUGGGGGACAGCGUGUUUCAAGGAGAUGACGAAGAGAGCAUGGCCUCGUCGUAUGUGGAGGGCACGGCGGCUGUUGAGCCAGCAAGACUGGGGGUUGCAAAGGCGGAUAAUCUUGAUCGGUUGUCUACCUACUCGACGACCUCGUUGAGCCGGCGGGCGGAGGAGAUUUUGGCCAACGCUAAGAGAAGGCUGACGACCAUGGAAGGUAACUUGACUCGCGCGCGGAGCUCGCUGCACUCCCCGUACGGUUCCGAUGGUUCAACACCUUCCCCGCCUUUCCAGCGAGCAGCGACGGCAACCUACCACGUAGAAAAUAUGAUGGAACAGGACGUGGAAAACAAGGCGGAAAAAGUCGUAGAGACCGGCAUGGAGCACGACCCUUCAACUCCCGACCACACCACGGGGCACAGUCGCAUGUCGAGCGAGCUCCUCAUGCGGAAUGGAUUGCCGUACAGGGUGUCGGUACCUCGAUCGCAAAGCGCGCUUGGAGCCGCCGGGGGCUACCGACAGCCGCUCACAGCAUCAAAGAGCGCCGAUCAUAUCCGUGGGAGUAUGGAUGGUGAACCUCAUCGUCCUCUUCACAAAGCCAACUCCGUUAGGGAAGUCGGGCUCAAGCCGCUUACCGAGGAUGAGGUUGCACGGCUUGGAGAAGCCGACAGCGCAAGCCAUAAUGCGAGGUUGGAGGCGUUCCUAAGCCCUACCUUUGGCAGCCCUACUUUUGGGUCUUUCCACAGCGACGGCGGGACAAGAAACCCUCACAGGUCAUCCUCUGCCGCCCAAAUGCGAGACAUCAAGGACCAGAUGAAAGACUUGAAGGGCAAAAUUUCAAAUUUGCGAGAGCAAGCCAGAGUUGAUAACAUGAAGAGGCAGAGUCUGCAGAGCCUGCGGACGCCCAGUCCUUUUACGCAUUCGCAAAUCGAUCACUGGUAUACUGAACCCCCGUCAAACAGGGCAUCAGAAGCCAUUGCCGGCGACUUUGCUGACCAAGCCCCCUGGAACGACGAGGGGUUGAGCGUGGAUGGUGAUUUUAAGGAGGUAGCUCAAGACCCGGAUAGUGGGCACGCUGAUGGAGAAGAGACGGAUUACGCCGACGCAGAAGAGGGAAUUCACAUUGAGGAUGCGACCGACCCCGAACCACGUUCUCUUACGCCGAUUGCCGGGCCCGAUGGUGUCGCGGACGAUAUUUCCGACCUGCAUACGGAGAACGGCGAUACGGAAUACCAGGAGGCCUUCCACGAUGCCCCCGACGCCGACGCCAUGAGCGAGAGUGGGGAGUCCCUCUACCAUGACACCGUCCAGCACCAAAUCUCGCACGAAGACCGCGAGGAUGCAUUCGACUACGAGCACUUUUUCUUGCAUAGCGCAAUGGGCACCAUGAGUAUGGCAAGACGCGCCAGCAGAGAGAGCUUCACUUCAGAGGACUCUGUCGAAACUACCCGGGGGCCAGUAGCGACGAGCGGCGACGAGCACCCGCCCAUUUUCGGCAGACGGAACAGCAGCAACUCGAUAUCCACCAUCGACACGUUCGCCACUGCCCAGGAGGCCCGGUCCCUCAAAUCCCCCGUCAGCCCGGACGAUGUUCAGAACCCGUUCGAGAGCCUCUCCCGCGCCACCUCCGCCCAAAGCCACCGGUACCGCUCCGGCAGCACCGCCACAGCCAAACGCCUCUCCUUCAACCCGGGCACCCUCCAUCCCCCGAACUCGGGCCCCGCAACCCGCGACAGCGACGGCUCCAUAUCGCCCAUCGCCGAGGAGUCCUCCAGCGCAGGCUCCCCAGCGGCGCCCCAAACCGCGCGCCGCGCGUCCGUCAUCCACCGGCCCAUGUCGACCACCUCGCAGCACGCCUCGCUCCACCGCCCAUCCACCUCCUCGUUCGACUCGGCCGGCACCAACCGCAGCUUCCCGCUCGUCAACAAGCCCUCUUCCCGGCCAUCCUCCAAGAACGGACCGCCGGCGACGGGAUCUGCAGGGGGGAUGAUGGUGCGCAAGGCGAGCAGCGCCGGCGUGCUCACCCCGCGCGACCACCGCUCCCUGUCCCCCGACACCAUCAGCGGCGAGGCCGAGCUGAACACCCUCGCCAGCCGGCUGAUGCGCGAGAUGGGCCAGCACGCGCAGCCGCAGUCGCCGCCGGGGACUAGCGACGGAACGGGAACGGGAGCGGGAGCGGGAGCGGGAGACGCUGAGGUGGCCGAUGGGAUGGCCAACGGUAUCAAUGGCCUGAUGAUCAACGGCGGCGGCGGCGGCGGCGGCCCGCACCCGCUCGAGGCGCUGCUGCGCGAGGACAAAUACUUGGUUGAGCGCAUCGUGGCCAACCUCGGGCGCUGCGUGCUCGGUCUGACGGAGAAUGGGCGGGCCAGCGCUGAGAGCCGCAUGUAUAGGCGGCGGCUGGAUGCGGCGAGGCGGGUGUUGGAGGGGUUGGAUGGGGAUAGUUAGCCUGUUCUUCUUUUUACCUUUGUUUUGUUUUUGUUUUUGUUAUCCUGACUGUGGCGUUACCUGUGCUGGUUUGGUCUGUUGCCGGCUUGCGGUUUUAGGG